GUGAUAUCAUUUGGCGCCAAAUUCCGCGAGUCCGUCCCCGUUGUACAGUGAACUGAUGCGGCAGAGGGAAGUUCUUCAUCUAUAGAAGUUUCUUCGAUUCGUUUUCAUGGCCACUCAAACUCUUCGUCCUCCUUACUUCUCCGAGGAUGUAGCAUGGGUACCAAGUUGGCUUCAGAAUCUUAGAAAUGACGGGUUUAAUGAAUAUGUAAAGGACUCUCAAGCUCCUUCCAACCAAGCGGAGAAGGAUUUGGCACCUUCUCCAAAAUAUGGUAUUGAUGUCAAAGACGUCGAUGUAUUAUCAAGGGAAGAAGGUGGAUACAGGAGUUGCCAUUUAUUCUUAUCUGGAAGUGAUAGUUCAUCUCUCAGUGUUGCUCCAUCUCCUGGAAAUGUGUUUCAGUUUAGUCUGCAUCUUUCUUCGGACGUCGAUUCACUCUUUUGCUCAACUCAAGAUUUGAAUCAAUCUCAUCAUGCAGUAGCACCAAGUAAAGCUUUGUCAUUGCAACCUGCUCAAACUUCCGUUGAUUUUGGAGAGAAUAUGCAUUCCAUGACAGGCAAUCAAUCUCUUCAUGCAGUUGCACCAAGUGAAGCUUUGUCAUUGCAAUCUGCUCAAACUUCCGUUGAUUUUGGAGAGAAUAUGCAUUCCAUGACGGGCAAUCAUGCCUGUGAACAAGAUGUGAUGGCAACAUUCAUUCCUGAAACAAAGAAAAAAAAUUCUUUAAAAUCUCUGAUCCAUACAUUUGAUUCUGUUAAACAACAGAAAGAAAAACCGAAGGACGAAUGUUUUGAAAGUAAUGAUAUCAGUGAUGCAGUUGAACUUUCUAUUGCAGCAUCUGAGGCACUGGUCAUACAUGACUUAGUAAAGAUGGAGUCAGUAUCAGAAACAUUGAGUACAGAAGCUGUACUUGAAAUUGCACUUCGUGUGAAGCAGGCACGUCUUGAGGGGUUAGAAGAUGGCUUCUUUUCAUCAAGUAUGGAAUCUGACUGUAGUGAUUCCCUUUCCGAUUUAAAUGAUUUCCUUAUGGAGGAUGCCUAUGCAGAUAUAGGCUUACCUGUUGGUGUUUCCUGUGGAGAAAAUCUUUCCAAUUCAAAUGUAUUUCAUGCGAAAGGUGUGUCUGGUGAUGAAAAUUAUAAUGAAGGCAAUAAUAAACAUAAUGAUAGAGAGCUUACAUCUCAACUCGCCAAAUUUGAUGAUAAAUCUGAACAAAAGAAGUGUGAAGUCAACGUGGAGGCGGAAGCGCAGCGAAUUCCAGAUUCACCUCCACAUUCUUUAUGUGGCGAGAGGGUGAUGCAUUCUGAUCAUCCUGAUUUGGCUGCUAAUACUCCUAUACAUUUUGUGAAUGAUCUUCUUACAUCCAAUCAGUUCAAAGAGAAGAAUAAUACCAAUGAUUUACCCCUCAGCAAAAAAGAUGAUUUGGCUAUGGCUGAUUUUACUUCAAUCAAGCCACAACAUAGUGUCAACUCUUCACUUUUUCAGACUUCUGAAAAUUUCAAAGAUGUGAAAAAUGAGAACUGGGCAGCUUACCUAGCUCCAGAAAGAUUUAGAAGCCGCUGGUUAGGGGGUUGGACAUCUAAGGAAUUAGAUUCACCUUCAUUGCCCGAUUCAAAAAAAGCUUCACCUUCAUUGAACCUGAACAAUGAAAAACGGAUUCCAAAGUUUCUUGUCAGGGAGACAAGCUUUCUUACAGAAUCUGCAGACAUUAUUCCAGAUGAGAACUCACGUCUGCUGAAACAUGAUCCCAAGUGUGUCAGAGAGACAAGCUUUCUUACAGAAUCUGUAGAUAUUGUUCCUGAUGAGAGCUCAUGUGUGCUGAAACAUGACCCCAAGCGGGCCAUUAGUUCUCAGCUAAGUAUGCACUGUGAAGGUUCACACAACAAACCCGAUGAGGGUGUAUUGCAUUCUCAAGAUAUGGUUGGAUGUUCUAGUCUGUCAUUGAACGAUCCUCUUUGUUCAGUUGUUCCAUGUAGCUUUGCUUCAGAACAUGACAAUUACAAAACUCAUAUUGACAAAGAAAACGAUAUAGAGUAUUUGGCCCCGUUAGUCUCUGACUUUGAGGUGGACAAUUGUCAAAGGAUCUCAGAUAAGAAUACUACAUUCGACUGUAGAGACGAGAAAAUCACAUCUAUAAUAGAUGGAAAAGAUAUUCUACUUACUUCAACAGAGGUUGUCGAACAAAUGUCUGAGAAGUUAACCAGGGUUGAGCAUACUUGUCUUAAGACUUAUAGCAUGAUCUUACAAAACCAAGAUGUUAACCAAAACUGUAAUUCGACACCACUUUCAACUAACCAAAGUGAUAUUGCUGCUGCAUCUUUGGGAACAAGGGUUUCAGAGUCUCCCUCUGCAUUCGAGCAUUCAAAUGAAAACAAAAAUGAAGUAAAUCAUCAACAUUUGAUUGAUCAAAAGUCAAUUAUACAAAUAACCGAUGACAAGAGUGAUGAGUUAAAAGCCUCAGAACUGACACAUGAGAGGAGGUCACCUAUUAAUCUAAACCAUAGGACACGCCACCGCUUACUGGGUCCUAAAACUUCUGUAAAUGAUAUCAGUAUAGAGAAAAAUAUAAACCAAUAUGUAGUAGCAGAAACUGUUGUUCAGCAUCAACAGAACAAUAAUCUUAUUAAGGUACAAGUUGAGUGCAAUAAAUCCGUUGAUGGACAUGUUAAAGUCAGAAAGCAAGUACAUUUCUCAGAUAAAGUGGAGGAGCUUCAUCAAAAAAGGAAAUUGUCAAAGUUGGAAUCUUCAGAUAAAAAAUGUUCAUCUAUUAGAGCAAAAAGGCAACGGGUUUCCAAGACAUUGACCACUUCUGCACCUCAUAUGAAACAUUCUUUGACAGAUUAUUGCAGAGGUGCAAGGAAUGAAUUCAUAUUUCGAGGUAGAGAGUUCCUCCUCACUGGAUUAUCUAGUCAGAAGGAAAGGGAGUUGGAAGCACUUAUAAGGAAUUCUGGUGGGGUGAUACUUUAUGAUAUUCCCUCUCCACCAAAUUCAAAGGGAAAAAGAAGUUCAACCUUAUCUUGCUUGCAGCUUCCUAUUAUUCUAUGUAACAAAAAGCUGCAAACCGCCAAAUUCUUGUAUGGUUGUGCUGUUGGUGCCUCAAUACUAAGAGUUGACUGGCUUACUGAUUGUCUUGCAUCUGGAACUAUUUUACUACCUGAAAAAUACAUGAUUCUUCCAAAUCGAAAUGACAUGAAGUGGACCAGAUCUGGGAAGGCAGUUCAUCGCAGAAACCAAAAACAUAUUUUUGAAAGAGUAGGCAUUAUGCUUCACGGGAAGCAUAGUUUCUGCACCAAAUUUGCAUGUAUCAUUAAGCAUGGAGGUGGACGGGCGUUCAAAACUCUUCAAUGGUUAGUUCGGAGCACCGAUGAAGAAAGGACUUUGAUGGGAGCUAUUGUAGUUGAAGAAAAGGCCACGAUAUCACGUCACCUGAAGUCCUGUGCUUUGGAGCGGGAUAUUCCUAUUAUGACUUCUAGCUGGAUCAUCAAAAGCUUAUAUUCUGGAAAUUUAAUUCCUUUGACGGAAGAAAACAGUACGCUUUCACUCCGAUCUGUUCAAGUCCCAGAAGUUCGAAAUGAUGUUGAUAUGAGCGAAGAAAUAUAAAUUUUUUCAACAUCAAUGAUUACUAUAUACUGUAAACAUUAGUCCACAUAACAGCAUAAUUUGCACUCAAGAUAUAGACAUGCACAUUUUCAACUGCAUAAUUUAAUUAAAUUUUUAUUUAAAAUGUAUAAAAAAUGAUAUUAAGUUCA
Messenger RNA from Medicago truncatula (barrel medic), 3738 nucleotides. RefSeq lists its product as uncharacterized. The record is from RefSeq and is a predicted model, not a curated record. Gene Ontology annotation, biological process: DNA damage checkpoint signaling; positive regulation of transcription by RNA polymerase II. NCBI's taxonomy places the organism in Eukaryota, Viridiplantae, Streptophyta, Magnoliopsida, Fabales, Fabaceae. Gene Ontology annotation, cellular component: nucleus. The coding region runs from base 107 to 3589 and encodes 1160 amino acids. Gene Ontology annotation, molecular function: histone binding. The transcript has 12 exons.